Molecule: messenger RNA, 2394 nt
Organism: Haplochromis burtoni (Burton's mouthbrooder)
Lineage: Eukaryota; Metazoa; Chordata; Actinopteri; Cichliformes; Cichlidae
Product: macrophage mannose receptor 1
Exons: 5
Coding region: 118-954 (278 amino acids)
Source: RefSeq, a predicted model, not a curated record
UGGGCCGUGUCCUUAAAUCCUGAACGUCAGUACCAUUUUGUUUAUGAGCAGAAGAACUGGACUGAAGCACAGCAGCACUGCAGACUGUAUUACACAGACCUGGCCACCAUAGAAAACAUGGAGGAUGUGAAGACCCUGAAUGACAUGGUGGACUUGAACAAAUUUGAUGAAUCUGCCGACAGCUAUCGAGCCUGGAUCGGGGUGUACAAUGACGUGAGCAGCUGGAGGUGGUCGAGGUCGGACAGAAGUGAUGAGACUGAGUUCAGAAACUGGAAGCCUGGACAACCGGACAAUAAAGGGGGACACGAACUUUGUGCAGAGAUUUUUGUCAGUGGAGAAUGGAAUGAUAAACCCUGUGACAAAACCCUCAGUGCAAUCUGCUCUGAUGUCAGAGGGCAAAACGAGACAUUUGUGUUCAUCGACAAAACGAUGACAUGGGCUCAGGCUCAGAGCUACUGCAGGGCUCAUCACACAGACCUGGCCAGUGCGAGAAACGUGUCAGAGAAUCGGAGGGUAAAGGAGUUGGUGCCUGCUGAAGAUCGAUCUGCCUGGAUCGGCCUUUUCAGAGAUUCCUGGAAGUGGGCGGAUGGAAGGACCUCCACAUUUAGAUACUGGAAAACAAAAGAACCAAAUAACCAAUACUGGAGAGAGAACUGUGUGGCAGCAUACUUUAAACAUUCUGGAAACUGGGAGGACUGGAACUGUGACUGGAAGAAGCCAUUUGUCUGCUACAGUGAUCCUGUUUACAAGCAAGCGGUGAGAAUCAGGCUGGAGAAAAAUGCUCAUCUGGAUCUGAAUCGUGCUGCUGUGAUGGACGACAUGCUGAAACUGGUUAAACAGCAGCUCCAGGCCCACGGGGUUAGAGGGGACAUCACCCUGAGCUGGAGGAAGCAGUCAGAUGGAAACGUUUUUCACAGCAACACAAAGAAAACAAAGAAGAUAAAAAACCCUUAAGCAAAGAUAAAAGCUUUGAGUGUUGCAUUAUUUAUCUUAAAAGAUUUGUUUCGUGUCCAUUCUUCAUGCUUUUGUUGUUUUCCAAUCAGCGUCACUGCAUCAGCUAAUUAAGCAACACGUCUGUAGUGCAUAAGUAAAGGGAGACCGAUCGUUUUUCUAACAUAAGUUCAUCUUCAGAAGCAAACUCCAAGGUGUUUUAGACACCCACACUGCAUUUCUGACAUCCCCAAUGACUUAAAUAAGUUCCUUUACUUCUUAGAUAAUAAAGACAUGUCAUGGUUGUGGGUCUGUGUCCCAGCAUUUAGUGUUUUUGAAUGAUUAAUAGUCUUUGAUUUCAUUCUUAUUCAUAGUUUCUAGUUUCUUGGUUCCUGUCUCUGUGCCUGUCUCAUGUUCCCAGUUUUGCUUCCCCCCCAGUCUCAUUGUGAUUUCUCCCCCCUCGCUAUCUGUCUGCACAUCUCCUGUUGCAUUUCUCAUGUUCCAGCCUUUCUUGUGUCACAAUACGUCUGUGUGCAGGCAAGAGAAGGACCCAAACGCAAACUCAAAAAACAGCUUUAUUGCUGGUGUGGAAGCGAAACAAAGAACAAAACUAAACUGGGAAAACUAAUAAUAAAUCAUGCUUGGAAACACAGGGCGAAGAACGGGGAUAACGAGGGGGAAUGAGCCACAGGAGGAGGUAAACUUAACAGACUGGGGAGACAGAACAUAGGGACCUGAAACAUGGGACAGAAAGGCACAGCAGACACAACAUGAACAUAACGACGCCACAGGGGAAGAGUAAAACAGAACACAACACAGGACCUCUUUCAAAAUAAAAUAGGAAACAUAAUGAAACGCAGACAUGAAACACAUGAAGGACGAGGGAGACUUAACAGGGGUUGAAAACACAAGGGGAAACUAAUAAACAAAUGAAGUUAGAUAACCUAAUGAACUUAAGCAUAAACCAUAAACAUCAGAAGGCCCAGGCCCACCUUGUUCCAUGUCUCAGGUCUUUAGUUUCUUUGUGCUUGUUUUUAGGUUUCUUCCAGUUUAGGUUUUGCUAGUUUCGUCAUUGUCACCCUUUGCUUUUGUCUGUAUUUUGCUUUGCUGUAAUAAAGGCUCACGUUCAGUUUAAGUCUGUCACUAGUGUCUUUGGCUGAGGAUUUGUCCCUUUUAUCUUUUGAUUCUUUUACUGAUCUUAACUGUUUCAACUAUUGUGGAGUUUUGUGCUGUUUUCAUUUGAUUUUGUUUACCUGCUAUCCUCAUCUGUUUUCAUUAUUUUUUUGCCUCUUUAGUCGUUUUUUCAUUAAAUCCUUGUGUGGAUCCCGUGAAAUGUGAUAAAUAUUACUUUCAGUUUCUUUGCAUCCAUCAGCUUCAUGAUGGGAUGAGGAUCGAUUCUGAAAGUUGGCUUGCUGGACUGACCUGGUAACAUUGAGUAACUGUACGUGUGACAGCAGCAUAACC